AGGAGGUUAGCAAACUGCAUCAGCCGGGGAGGCUGUGGCUACGUCACGGGGAGGGCUCGCCAGGCUUCCGCAGCGAGGCAGGGCCACAGCAGGGGCCAGAACAAGGCUGCCUCCUCCCAUGCCGGAGGUCGCACAAAAGCUCCGCGAGUUCCCAGCAAACCCCACAGGGACGUCCUGAGGCGAGUCCGCGGGAGCGGCGGCGCCACACACGGGCCCGGCCCGCCCCUUCCGCUCCCGAGCAGCGUGGCGGCCCGUCGCUCGCCCCGGAUUGGGCGCUGGGGCUAGGGGGCCACCGCGAUUGGUCGAGGGCUGACAACGUCAGGGGGCGGGGCCCACGCCGUGAGCGGGGUAGCAUGCCGCCGGCCGGCGCCCUGCGAGCGACCCUGUGGAGGAGGAGCGCCAUGAACUGGAGCCUUUUGGAACCGCGGCCCCCCGGGAAGCGGUGGCUGGUGGCCGGCCUGGGAAAUCCUGGACUGCCCAGCACGCGGCACAGCGUGGGCUUGGCGGUGCUGGGGCAGCUGGCGCGGCGGCUGGGGGUGGCAGACGGCUGGGCACGGGACCGGCGCUGCGCCGCCGACCUCGCCCUGGCCUCGCUCGAUGAUGCCCAGCUGGUCCUGCUUCGGCCUCGGCGGCUCAUGAACGCCAACGGGCGCAGCGUGGCCCGGGCGGCGGAGCUGUUUGGGCUGACUGCUGAGGAGGUCUACCUGGUGCACGAUGAGCUGGACAAGCCCCUGGGGAAACUGGCCCUGAAGCUGGGAGGAAGCUCCAGGGGCCACAACGGAGUCCGUUCCUGCAUUAGCUGUCUCAAUUCCAGUGCAAUGCCGAGGCUGCGGGUGGGCAUCGGGCGCCCGACAGAACCUGAUACAGUGAAGGCCUACGUGCUAGGCUGUUUCUCCGCCGCUGAGCAGGAACUGCUGCCUCCAUUGCUGGAGCGAGCUACUGACCUGCUCCUGGACCACAUCCGUGAGCGAAGCCAGGGCUUGUCGUCAGGCUUUCACAUCCAUGAACACAUGCCUGCCUGACCACCACGCCCACACACCCAGCCCCGUUUACAGAGGUGCCAUGCCAACCUGUGGUAUCCACUUUUUAUAGAACUCUUCUCUGGGCUGCCUCAGGCUGCCUAUAGAUUGAAGAGGGUACUGUGGCUGCAAUGGUCCACUUCUGGGGUGGGGAUUAGUCUUCUCUCUGUGUCUUACUUGGAAAGUGGAGAAACUUCAGGAAGAGUAAACUUUUUGAACCUUUUUGGAGAA
Canis lupus familiaris (dog) is the source of this 1250-nucleotide messenger RNA. RefSeq names its product peptidyl-tRNA hydrolase 1 homolog (gene PTRH1). Gene Ontology annotation, molecular function: peptidyl-tRNA hydrolase activity. The coding region runs from base 354 to 1022 and encodes 222 amino acids. NCBI's taxonomy places the organism in Eukaryota, Metazoa, Chordata, Mammalia, Carnivora, Canidae. The record is from RefSeq and is a predicted model, not a curated record. The transcript has 5 exons.